GAUUCGCCUUUAGUAUCAUUCCUUGACCGGUUGCUCGCGGAUUAAUAAAAUUGAAAUUCUUGAAAAAUUUCUUUUCUGGGAAUUUUAUGUGAUUUGAAUCCUUAAACGCGUAACUCAAAAGAUUAUCGCGAAAUUUGCUCAACUCGUACGUUAGAUGAUCCGUGAAAUUGCUUAAAAGGAGAAAGUUAUAAAAAAAUGGAACAAUGGGUUGGAAAGAUUGCGGUUGUGACGGGAGCAACCACUGGUGUUGGAGCGGCUAUUGUUAUUGAGUUAGUUAAGGCCGGCAUGAUUGUUUGUGGAUUAGCAAAAAGAAAGGAUAAAGUGGAGGCUCUUCGUAAAGAUGUCUUUGGCGCAAAAGGACAACUUAACGCCGUUGAAUGUGAUAUUACAUCGGAAGCCUCGGUAACUCAGGCAUUCUCCUGGAUUGAAAAGACAUUAGGGGGUAUCGAUCUACUGGUGAAUAAUGCCGGAAUCAUUAGCAAGUAUCUGCUCCUCGACGAGAACAACAUCAAGGAUUUGAGAUUAAUGCUGGAUACGAAUCUCAUAGGAUUGAUAAUUUGCACUAAACAAGCGCUCAAGAUGAUGAAGGCGCGAGACGUCCAGGGGGUUGUGGUGAACAUUAACAGCAUUUUAGGUCAUAAAACAAACACAUGUGUGCCUGGGACAAAACCAGUGAACGGAAUGUAUCCGGCUUGCAAGUUUGCCAUGACAGCCCUAACAGAAUGCCUCCGCCAAGAAGUUAUGUUCUUUGAGAUGUCAGCCAAAAUAAUUAACUUAAGUCCUGGCUUAGUGGAAAAUGACAUCUUGACAGCGGGGUCAGAUAAUGAUCUAGUGAAUUUAAUGCCACGACUGGCUGGCUCGCAGGUUGCCAAGGCUCUUAUGUUUGCCAUAUCCACGCCGGAAAAUGUUUUGGUUCAAGACAUCAUUAUAAAGCCCCAGGGUGAGUUUGUCUAACAUCACAUCGAGCUCAGCACACAUUAUUGAUUCACUACUGUGUAUUAGAAAUAAAUGCAAUUAAAAAACUUUA
Hermetia illucens (black soldier fly) is the source of this 1027-nucleotide messenger RNA. RefSeq names its product farnesol dehydrogenase-like. NCBI's taxonomy places the organism in Eukaryota, Metazoa, Arthropoda, Insecta, Diptera, Stratiomyidae. Gene Ontology annotation, molecular function: oxidoreductase activity. The transcript has 5 exons. The record is from RefSeq and is a predicted model, not a curated record. The coding region runs from base 196 to 954 and encodes 252 amino acids.